AUGUUAUCAACUCGUCCAAUCUUACGUUCAGCUACUAGAACUUUAGCUGCUGCUUCAAGAUCAUCUUUAAGAAUUGCUCGUCCUCAAGUUUCAUUAAGAUUUGCUUCAGCUAAAGCUGCUCCAACUGAAGUUUCUUCUAUCUUAGAAGAAAGAAUCAGAGGUGUUUCUGAAGAAGCUAACUUAAACGAAACCGGUAGAGUUUUAUCUGUUGGUGAUGGUAUUGCCAGAGUUUUCGGUUUAAACAACUGUAGAGCUGAAGAAUUAGUUGAAUUCUCUUCAGGUGUUAAAGGUAUGGCUUUAAAUUUAGAAGCUGGUCAAGUCGGUAUUGUCUUAUUCGGUUCAGAUACUUUAGUUAAAGAAGGUGAAACCGUUAAAAGAACCGGUAAAAUUGUUGAAGUCCCAACUGGUCCUGAAUUAUUAGGUAGAGUUGUUGAUGGUUUAGGUAACCCAAUUGAUGGUAAAGGACCAUUAAAUGCUUCAUCAUCUUCAAGAGCUCAAGUUAAAGCUCCAGGUAUUUUACCAAGAACUUCAGUUCACGAACCUAUGCAAACUGGUUUAAAAUCUGUUGAUGCUUUAGUCCCAAUUGGUAGAGGUCAAAGAGAAUUAAUUAUUGGUGAUAGACAAACUGGUAAAACCGCUGUUGCUUUAGAUACCAUCUUAAAUCAAAAGAACUGGAAUGACGGUUCCGAUGAAUCUAAAAAAUUAUAUUGUGUUUAUGUUGCCGUUGGUCAAAAAAGAUCAACUGUUGCUCAAUUAGUUCAAACUUUAGAACAAAAUGAUGCCUUAAAAUACUCUAUUGUUGUUGCUGCUACUGCUUCAGAAGCUGCUCCAUUACAAUAUAUUGCUCCUUUCACUGCUUGUGCUAUUGGUGAAUGGUUCAGAGAUAAUGGUAAACAUGCUUUAAUUAUCUAUGAUGAUUUAUCAAAACAAGCUGUUGCUUAUAGACAAUUAUCAUUAUUAUUAAGAAGACCUCCAGGUAGAGAAGCUUACCCAGGGGAUGUUUUCUACUUACAUUCUAGAUUAUUAGAAAGAGCUGCUAAAAUGCAUCCAAAAUUAGGUGGUGGUUCAUUAACUGCUUUACCAGUUAUUGAAACUCAAGGUGGUGAUGUUUCAGCUUAUAUUCCAACCAAUGUUAUUUCAAUUACUGAUGGUCAAAUUUUCUUAGAAGCCGAAUUAUUCUAUAAAGGUAUUAGACCAGCUAUCAAUGUUGGUUUAUCCGUCUCAAGAGUUGGUUCAGCUGCUCAAGUUAAAGCCAUGAAACAAGUUGCCGGUUCAUUAAAAUUAUUCUUAGCCCAAUACAGAGAAGUCGCUGCUUUCGCUCAAUUCGGUUCAGAUUUAGAUGCUUCAACUAAACAAACUUUAGCUAGAGGUGAAAGAUUAACCCAAUUAUUAAAACAAAAACAAUACUCUCCAUUAGGUGCUGAAGAACAAGUUCCAUUAAUUUACGCUGGUGUUAAUGGUUACUUAGAUUCAAUUGCUUUAGAAAGAAUUGGUGAAUUUGAAGAAUCUUUCUUAUCUCACUUAAAAUCUAAUGAAUCAGAAAUCUUAUCAACUAUUAAAGAAAAAGGUGAAUUAUCAAAAGAAUUAUUAGAAAAAUUAAAAGCUGCUACUGAAUCAUUCGUUGCUUCUUUCUAA
Yamadazyma jaroonii is the source of this 1635-nucleotide messenger RNA. The record is from the annotation of a GenBank genome assembly. Lineage: Eukaryota; Fungi; Ascomycota; Pichiomycetes; Serinales; Debaryomycetaceae.